Molecule: messenger RNA, 513 nt
Organism: Dioszegia hungarica
Lineage: Eukaryota; Fungi; Basidiomycota; Tremellomycetes; Tremellales; Bulleribasidiaceae
Exons: 2
Coding region: 1-513 (170 amino acids)
Molecular function (GO): protein binding
Source: RefSeq, a predicted model, not a curated record
AUGACGACCGCCAUCCCGCUCUCCAACCAAGCCCGCAACCUCUCCGUCUCGGGGGACCACCGCGGCGCUAUCCGACUCCAUCAGCGCGCCCUGGAGAUCAAGGUCCGGGCGCACGGGAUCGACUCGAUCCAGGCUGCCUUGACAUUCAAUGCCCUCGGAGAGGAGUAUCUCGCGGUGGGCGAGUUGAGGGAUGCCGAGGCGGCAUUGAAGCUCGCAAAGAAGAUUAGGGAGGCGGCGAGUGGACAGGAAUUUGAUGCGGCAGUGACGAGGGAGAAUUUGGGGAGGGUGUAUGAGAAGAAGGGGGAUUGGAAGGGUGCGAAAGCGAUUAGGGAGGGUGGGGGUGAUCAUGUCACCUGCUCGAAUGAGAAUUGUCCCGGCGAAACAUUCGCCUACUCCGCCUUGAAGCGCUGCUCAGCGUGUCAAGCCCCGGUGUACUGCACGGCCUCGUGCCAAAAGGCCGACUGGGUAGCCCGGCACAAGGUGCUCUGUCAGUCGCGGACAAAGGCCGCUUGA